CACGGCCAUACUCUAUUUCUGCCUGUAAUCUGUAUCGGCACUCGGCAGAUUACCGACAGGAGUAUAAAAGAAAGCAGCGGUGCUGCCUUCGUCAGAAAAUACUCCAUUUCUGCCUACAGGUUCAAUCUUAGAGUUCAGGGCCUUCACGUAGUACUUCUGUUGAACUCAAGUGUUUGUGAAAGACGACAGAAUGACCAAGAAAGGGAUGUAGCUAAAAUCCAAACAGAUUUUGGAGUUGUAAAUGGGAAACGACCAAGAAAGGAAUGUAAGCUAAAAUCCACACAGAUUUUGGAGUUAAAAGGGCAACGACAAAAUGAGUCAAAAAAGGAAUGUGAUAAGAAAAAAAUACUGUCAAUGGGCUGUCAAUGGGCUGUGUCCAAUCUAGAGCGUGUCUCUUCUCUCUCAAGACUCCAGCCACGGCUUUAUAAACCUCGACGACGUCUCCUCUUCCCUCCCUCCCUGCCUCGAAAGAAAUCAUUUUCGCUUGGCGUAUCCAUUUCUCUGGACCUCUAGAUAGCGCUGUAGAGUUAGAAAUGGCCGGGCAGCAGGAUAGGGAAGAGAGAAGGGCGGCCAUGGCGGGAAGACAGAACGGGAACAGCAAGGAGAAGGGGAAGGAGGUGGAAGGCAAGAAGGUUGGACAUCAAUUCUGCAGCGUGUUCUCAGCCAAGGAAUCCGGGGAGCGGUUGAGAAUUCCACCAUCAUUCAGCCAGCACCUUGAGAAUUUGAUUGGACUGGUUUUCCUAUUCGGUCCAAGUGGUAACACAUGGCUUGCAGAGCUUGCUUCAGACACCGAAGGGUUCUUCUUUGAAAAUGGGUGGAAGGGUUUUGUUACGGAUCAUUCCAUAGAGGAAGGACACAUUUUAAUCUUCCGUCAUAAUGGAUUCUCACAUUUCUCAGUGGCCAUAUUUGAUGAAAUGUUUAUUGAGAAGCCGUCAGCUUUUCAUGCUAAGCCUUCCUACAAUCUGGUUGCUACAAGAGAAAGUGAGGAGGAGGACAAGCAAAUAUCGGUUGUCCCCCAAGAGGAGAAUAAUGGUGCCAAAAAUAAGAGGACUGCAGAAAUAGAUGCAAGCAGCUCGAAAUUGAGGAAGUGUUCUAAGGGAGCAUCAGCUGGUUACAAGUCAAUAAUUGUUAACAGUACAGAAGCCAUCGUGAAAUUUCGAAGAGAACAAGCAGUAAUUUCGAGAAGACCACCAGUAACUGAAGAGCAGAAGAACUAUGCUCUUCAAAGGGCAAAGCAAUAUAAAUCAAAAAACCCUAUAGCUCUGCAAAUAAUGAAGGAGACUUAUGUCUACAAGACAUAUUUUAUGAUUAUUCCAUGUGAGUUUGUUAGGGACUAUCUUCCCCACUCCGACAAGAAGCUGACACUCUUGGAUCAACUAGGAAAGACUUGGGAAGUUAGCUAUGUCUAUUUCAGCGAGCGUCGUGUUGGUGCUUUCAGUGGAGGCUGGGGCAAGUUUUCUCUAGGUAAUCAUCUGGAGGAGUUUGAUGUAUGUGUCUUCGAACUCUUCUCAGAGGACAACAUAAAAGUGCACGUCUACAGAGCUAACGCCAUGCUAACUGAAUAUCUCGUAGAUUCUAGCAACAAAUAACAGCUGCAGUUCCAUAUUGACCUGCGCUCUAGUAGUCAACAAGGGGACUAUUCAUAUGCUGGCUAAGAGAUAUUUGUGACCAAGUGGAUCCCAGCUAAACACAGGUUUUGCUUUCAUUGAAUUGUUGGAUGACUGUUUUGUAUCAUGUUGUAUCGGUGCAAUUGAUGCCAUUCUAUUGCUGCAGUAUAUGUGAACAAUACAUAUUAGUACUUUGUCGC
Lolium perenne is the source of this 1807-nucleotide messenger RNA. Its product is annotated as B3 domain-containing protein Os11g0197600. Lineage: Eukaryota; Viridiplantae; Streptophyta; Magnoliopsida; Poales; Poaceae. Gene Ontology annotation, molecular function: DNA binding. The record is from RefSeq and is a predicted model, not a curated record.